GAGAGAGAGAGAGAGAGAGAGAGAGAGAGGAAGGAGUCACAACCACCCUCCAUCGUAAUUGUAAUUGUAAAUGAUAUAUAUUAACCAACGGCGGUGAAAGAUGAAGAUGAUGGGUGGCAACCGGUUUCCAAACGGAGAUGUUAUCGCCGUCAUCCUAUUCCUCUCUCUACCGUUGCUGGGCUACGGAAUCCGUUCUUUCCCGACGAACAACGGCUUCACGGAGGCACCGGAGUACCGUAACGGCGUCGAAUGCUCCAACACAACCAUCCACGUGGCAAUGACACUCGACUCCGAAUACCUUCGAGGCUCAAUCGCCGCCCUCCACUCCCUUCUCCGCCACGCUUCCUGCCCUCAAAACCUCUUCUUCCACCUCAUCACCGCCGAGUUCGACCCAUCCACCCCCCGCGGGUUGACCCGGAUCCUCCACAAAACAUUCCCUUCUCUCACCUUCAAACUCUACAUUUUCAGAGAAGACUCUGUCAUCAAUCUCAUUUCAUCGUCAAUCCGGGUCGCUCUCGAGAACCCGCUUAACUACGCCCGAAACUACCUGGGCGAAAUACUCGACCCGGGUGUAGAACGAGUCAUAUACCUCGACUCCGACGUCGUUUUGGUGGAUGACAUAGAGAAGCUUUGGAGCAUCACUUUACACAACAACCGAGUGAUCGGAGCUCCGGAAUACUGCCACGCAAACUUCACGAAAUACUUCACACAGAGCUUUUGGUCCGACCCGGUAUUAUCUCGGGUAUUCUCAUCGAAAACCCCGUGCUAUUUCAACACCGGUGUGAUGGUAAUGGAUAUGGUGAAAUGGAGAGGCGGAAAGUACCGGCGGAGGAUUGAGAACUGGAUGGAACUGCAGAGGAAAAAGAGGAUUUACGAGCUGGGUUCGUUGCCGCCGUUUCUGCUGGUGUUCGCCGGAAACAUUGAGCCGAUUGACCACCGGUGGAACCAACAUGGGCUUGGGGGAGAUAACGUGAAAGGAAGCUGCCGGGGGCUGCAUGCGGGUCCGGUGAGCUUGUUGCAUUGGAGUGGUAAAGGGAAACCUUGGGUCAGACUGGAUGAAGGGAGACCUUGUCCUUUGGAUUAUCUAUGGCAGCCGUACGAUCUUCAUCGCCGUAAUCUUCCCUUGGAUUCCUAAAAAUACAUUUAUUGUUUGUAAUUUUUGGUGUGUACAGAAGAAGAAAUACAUACGAUUUCGUAUAAUUUUUUUUGUAUUUUAUAAUUAAACAAAUAACAUUCAUUCAUUUGCAACUAUAACCUUGUUUUUAAUGAA
Messenger RNA from Helianthus annuus (common sunflower), 1270 nucleotides. Its product is annotated as probable galacturonosyltransferase-like 9. Lineage: Eukaryota; Viridiplantae; Streptophyta; Magnoliopsida; Asterales; Asteraceae. The record is from RefSeq and is a predicted model, not a curated record. Gene Ontology annotation, cellular component: Golgi apparatus. Gene Ontology annotation, molecular function: glycosyltransferase activity. The coding region runs from base 101 to 1135 and encodes 344 amino acids. The transcript has a single exon.